This is a messenger RNA of Fulvia fulva, 1413 nucleotides long. RefSeq names its product GPI mannosyltransferase 2. Bases 1 to 1413 code for a protein of 470 amino acids. Gene Ontology annotation, biological process: GPI anchor biosynthetic process. Gene Ontology annotation, molecular function: alpha-1,6-mannosyltransferase activity; GPI mannosyltransferase activity. Gene Ontology annotation, cellular component: endoplasmic reticulum membrane; mannosyltransferase complex. The transcript has 2 exons. The record is from RefSeq and is a predicted model, not a curated record. NCBI's taxonomy places the organism in Eukaryota, Fungi, Ascomycota, Dothideomycetes, Mycosphaerellales, Mycosphaerellaceae.
AUGGCGGACGUCAAGGCACCAGCAGACGACACUGUCCAAACGGGUACGACAAACACGAGCCUCACACGACUGACCGCAAUUUUCUGCUCAUGGAAAUUUCUUCUUCUGCUCGUGGCCGUAGCCAGUCCGGGUCCCGGAUAUGACACUUCCACCCAGAUCUUACUCGAUCGACACCGCUGUGCUCCCGACUCAUGGCCCUCGCUUGUUACAGGAUGGCUUGCGCUCAAGCUGACAAGAUGGGACGCCAUUUAUUACACGAGCAUAUCAGCCCGCGGUGUUGUCUACGAGCAGGAAUGGGCCUUCAACUCAGCUUUCCCAAAGGCAACUAACCUCAUAGCCCAAGCGCUCCCUUCUAGCAUCUGUGAUGGCCAUACGUUGGCAGGGAUACUAUUAUCCCAUCUUACGCAUCUCAUCGCUGUCCUUGUCCUCUAUCAGCUCACGGAAAGCAUUGUCCCGGCACCCCGUGGCAAAAAGAAAGAGAUUGCAUUCAUCACAGCAUGCCUUCACAUCUUGUCGCCAGCUGGACUUUUCUUGUCGGCUCCCUAUGGAGAGAGCACGUUUGCCGCAGUCAAUUUCACGGGAAUGCUGUUCUAUGCAAAGGCACAGCAAGAAUGUGAUAUGAGUCAAUCCAGGCCUCUGAAUGUCGCACUUUACACUGUCUGCAGUGGCAUUGCGUUCAGCGUUGCUGCUUUGAUGCGCAGCAAUGGCUUGCUCAGUGGCCUCAUACUGGCUUGGGAUGCUGUGGCUUACAUCAAGCAGAUACCACUGAUGCUUCGUGGACAGUUGAUCUCGUCACUUGUGCAUCUUUGCAGCACUCUUGUCGCGGGCUCACUGAUCGCGCUGGCAUACGCUCUUCCACAUCUUGAGGCAUACUUGCACUAUUGCACCGGAGACGACGACAGACCCUGGUGUAGUCGCUCGAUCCCAAGUAUCUACUCAUGGGUCCAGAGUCACUAUUGGGGUGUCGGCUUCCUGCGUUACUGGACUUUGUCAAACCUACCUCUCUUUGCUCUUGCUGCUCCUAUCAUUGUGGUGCUGACUGCGACAGGUUCGAUAGCCCUUAAUCAGAGGUUCCAUGACAUGCACGACGGCGAUGCUGGAUCUGAAGAGAUGCACCGCUUUACACGACUGAUGGCGCGAUUUGCCUUGCCUCAAGUGUCUUUGGCAGCAUUAGCGGCAUCCAGCUUUCAUGUGCAGAUCAUCAAUCGCAUAUCUUCUGGCUAUCCUGUCUGGUAUAUUGUGCUCGGCAUGGGAGUCCUUCGACUGAACAGAUCAGCACGACCCAGACCUCCGUGGUACCCGGGACGACUAUCGACGUUUCUGGCACGUCAUUCGCAAUGGCUUGUCCGCAGCAUGGUCAUAUACGCGCUCGUUCAAGGAGGGUUAUACGCUUCCUUUAUGCCACCGGCUUGA